Platichthys flesus (European flounder) is the source of this 3633-nucleotide messenger RNA. It is a transcript of the gene helq, whose product is annotated as helicase, POLQ like. Bases 325 to 3441 code for a protein of 1038 amino acids. Gene Ontology annotation, molecular function: nucleic acid binding; ATP binding. Lineage: Eukaryota; Metazoa; Chordata; Actinopteri; Pleuronectiformes; Pleuronectidae. The transcript is spliced from 18 exons. The record is from RefSeq and is a predicted model, not a curated record.
GAGGGGCUUCUCUCUUGUUGACACUGCUUCGUGCUGAUCUCUGAGCGGCUGUUUGCUCCAGUUUCACUGGAGUUCAAACUUUAUCAUCGAUUUUAUAUCGAAUCGUUUCUGUGACAAACUUUCAAACGUUUAUCGAACAUCUGUAAACAUUUGUUUAAAGUGACGAGUUCACGAGCUGAAGCAGUCGAGAGGAGCUAACACCGGCUAACGUCUGUUAGCAUCAUUCAUCUGAACGGAAAGGAGGCUUCGUGUGUGUGCGUGUAGCUUCCUGUCUGUAGCUGUAGGGUUUGUUCAGCAGCUGUUUAACAUGGAACAUGACCGGCGAUGAACUGCGGAGAUAGAGAUAUCAAAAUAAGACGAGUUUCCGGUAGGAAGAGGUCGAGAGAUGGAGCUCAGAGUCACAUGACCCCUGCCAGGAAGAGAGGAGGAGGAGGAGGAGGAGGAGGAGGAGGAGGAGGAGGAGACACAUGUUCCACCAACAGGAGGGUCAACAGCAUCAUGGCUCAACCUGCUGAGUUCUGCAGCGACACGGAGGACCUGUUUGGAGACUACGACAGUCUCCUGGAGGACAGCUCGCUCCUGGGGAAGCUCGAGGACGCAGAGCGGGACGAGAGACGGCGUGAGCUCCAGAUCGUGGCCGCGGAUCAGCCGGACCUCGCCGCUCCGCCACCGCCCGAAGACGGCGUCCAGAAGCGCUCCUGCCAAGAUGUCCUCACAGACUCCAUCUUGGACGUCCUGGGGGACGAACCCUUCGAGGACUUACCUUUCAGCCAGUUUCAGUUUGAAGAACAGAUCGGUGAAGGUGUGAAGAGGAACAAGCUGCAGGACGGAGACAAAACUUCAACUCCUUCUAGAAACGCAGGAGACAGUGGACACAGGAGGACGUCUGGGGCCGGGACAGACAGACGCACAGACGAUAGAACCAGGAGCCGAGCGAGGAGGAGCGUGACGGAUCAGCUGAAGAGGACGAUGCUCUGUAACGCUGCCGCUCCGUCCAGCGUCUGUCGCUCUGUCGGGAUGAAGGAGGCCGUGGUGACCGAGGAGAUCAGCGUGGCCAGGCAGGCCAUGGAGACGGUGUCCUCGGAGACGAGCGACCUGGGCCCGUUCUUUGGACUCCCCUCCAAAGUAAAAGACCUGAUGUACAGGCUGAGAGGAAUCAAGAGCUUAUAUGAUUGGCAGGAGACGUGUCUGAACCUCGACUGUGUUCAGCAGCGGAAGAAUCUGAUCUACUCUCUUCCGACCAGCGGAGGGAAAACUCUGGUGGCAGAGAUCCUCAUCCUCCGAGAGCUGCUGUGCAGGAAGAAGGACUGUCUGUUCAUCCUGCCUUACAUCUCACUGGUGCAGGAGAAGGUGCGCGGGUUGGCGAGCUUGGGCCUGGAGCUGGACUUCAUGGUGGAGGAGUACGCCGGCAGUAAGGGCCGGUUUCCUCCGGUGAAGCAGAGAAACCAGACGUCACUUUACAUCUCGACGAUAGAGAAAGGCCACGGCCUGGUGAACUCUCUGAUCGAGUGCGGCCGGCUGGAUAACGUCGGCCUGGUGGUGGUGGAUGAGCUUCACAUGUUGGGUGAUGGAAGCAGAGGAGCUGUCAUUGAAAUGACUCUGGCUAAAGUUCUGUACAUGAGCAAGAAGACUCAGAUUAUUGGCAUGAGCGCCACCUUGGGAAACAUCAGGGACCUGCAGACGUUUUUAAAGGCUGAAAAUUACACAAAUGACUUCAGACCUGUCCAGUUGAAAGAAUACGUCAAACUGAACGACACGAUCUAUGAAGUGGACCCGAAGGAGGAGGACUGCUUCAGGUUCUCACGUCUCCUCAACUAUAAGUAUUCCAGCUCGAUGCAGAAGAUGGACCCGGACCACAUCAUCGCUCUGGUGACUGAAGUCAUUCCCACGCACUCGUGUCUGGUCUUCUGUCCGACCAAGAAGAACUGUGAGAACGUCGCCGGGAUGAUCUGUAAAUAUCUGAAAGAGGAGUUCCUGCAGCACAGGCAGGAGGACAAGGCCGUCCUCCUCAGAGAGCUGAAGGACAGCGGGGACGGCUCGGUGUGUCCGGUGCUCAGGAGGACGGUGCCGUACGGCCUGGCCUACCACCACAGCGGACUGACCACCGAGGAGAGGAAGCUGGUGGAGGAGGCCUACUCCAACGGCGUGCUCUGUCUCCUGGCCUGUACCUCCACCCUCGCUGCUGGGAUCAACCUCCCGGCUCGCAGAGUGAUUCUCCGCUCGCCGUACGUGGCCGCGGACUUCCUGAAAAGGAGUCAGUACAAACAGAUGGUGGGACGAGCCGGGCGAGCGGGCAUCGACACAGUGGGGGAGAGUAUCCUCGUCCUGCAGGACAAAGACAGGAACAUGGCUCAAACUCUGGUCUGCGCUCCGAUGGAGACCUGUCGCAGUCACCUGAUGCACGACGAUGGAAAAGGAAUCCUGAGUCUCAUCCUGUCGCUCAUCGGACUCAAUAUCACCAGCUCGAUGGAGCAGGUCCGGGACUUCCUGCAGGGGACGCUGUUGUACGUGCAGCGGGAGCAGCUGUGUGCGGAGCGGAGUCUGUGGGACGUGGUGCAGCAGUGUGUGGACGUCCUGCAGGAGAAAGACCUCAUCGCCGUGACCUCAGAGACACAGACGCUGCAGGUCACCAAGCUCGGAAAGGCUACGUUUAAAGGCUCCGUGGACCUGAGCUGCAGUGGCGCCCUCUACCAGGACCUGUCCCGCGGCCUGGAGGGGCUGCUGCUCAACAGCUACCUGCACCUGCUCUACCUGGUGACGCCGUACGACCUGGUCGCCCAGUGCAAACCCGACUGGAUGAUUUACUUCAGACAGUUCACGCUUCUGUCCGUGGCCGAGCAGAAGAUGUCUGCAGCCGUCGGCGUGCCGGAGAGUUUCGUAGCGAGAAAAGCUGCCGGACAGACGGUGAAAAACAAUGUGGACAUGACGGUGGCGAGGCGCAUGUAUCUGGCUCUGGUGCUGUUCUGUCUCCUGAGGGAAACGAACCUGUGGAGUGUGGCUGACCGCUUCCAGCUGAGCCGAGGCUUCGUGCAGACGCUGCUCAGCUCCUCGUCGGCGUUCUGCUCCUGCGUCCUGCACUUCACCGAGGAGCUGGAGGAGCUGUGGCCGUUCAAAGCGUUGCUGACGGAGCUGACGCGGAGGCUGAGUUACUGUGUGAGGGCGGAGCUUAUCCCUCUGAUGGAGGUGGUUGGAGUCAUGGAGUCACGAGCGAAGCAGCUGUACAACGCCGGCUACAAGACGCUGACUCGCCUGGCGAACGCCGACCCCGCCUUCCUGUCCAAGACGAUGGAAAACCUGUCCAACAAACAGGCCAAUCAGAUCGUGGCCUCGGCUAAAAUGCUGCUGAAUGAGAAGGCGGCGGCUCUUCAGGAGGAAGUGGACGACCUGCUGAUGGCGCCGUUAGAUCUGCCUGCUGAUUUAUCAGCAGAGCAACUCGUCUGAGUUUAUUUAUCAUUAAAUAUUUAUACAUAACUUUUAGUCUCUGUCUGAACUGCUGCUGUCCGGCUUUUUAUACUUUCAUUGCUUUGAAAUACACAUUUAUUUUAUUAAAUAAGUUUCAUUAACUUCACUGUGAUCAUGAAGAGACGUCUGUUACUCUAAGAUUCAUUCUGACAAAUAAAUCUGUAAAACACA